AUGCAUUUAAAAAGCUGUCAGAGAAAUCCUAGUAUGCUUUCGAAUUCUCUCUUUCCAUACUUUCUUGUCAGUCCAACUGUUAAUCAGGAAUGCAAAAGAUUGAACACCGAACUGUUUAUCCCACUUUUGGUGUCAACUUCAACUGAUGUGAAAAGCCAAGAAAAUCAUAAACAAAGACGAUUUUUUUCCGAACGUCCAGCUGAUGAACUGCUCUCAGUGUUCUUAUCACAUCUUGUGUCUUCCAUAAAUUGUCGGUAUUUGAAAGGGAAAAAUAUAUCGAACACAGAUGUGGUUUACUUAGCUACACAAGCCGAUGUGUUUUACACAAAUGCAAAGGAAUCUGCAACUCUGACAGAAUGUGACAAGAACAAAACACUUGAAGACUGUUUCCUGUCUGAAUUUGACAUCAGCAAACCGUGUAAAAUGUUUUUGCAAAUUAACUUUUGUUUAUCACAUGAUCCUCAGAAAACUGAAUCACUCAUCUAUACAGUUCAUACAAAUCCCGCACGUAUAUUGCAUUGUCGUCUGAAUACAAUCCCGAUGGUCGGUUGCCCUAUGGUACCAUAUAUUGAACAUGAAAAUAUGUGUCUGGAAAAAUCUGAAUUCCUAUGGUUUGUUGGUCAGCCUGAAGAUUGGCCCAACCAACCCUGUCAUAAAGGUUUCAUAUUUACACCGGCUGAGAAUCAUCUCGGUUUUUCAAUCCGAUUGCGCAUUCGUGCACGUGAUAUGAAUGGUAUGGAUGGAGUCCCAUUUGGAACGAGCAAAUUUUACGAUCCAUAUGGACAACCAAUUCAAUGCAAGUCGCCUGUACUUAAAGCUCCUAUUCAAGAGUUUCAUCAACAAAGGUACAAACUGAUUGAAAAUGAUCAAUUGGAUUCACAGCGUUUACGUGUUGUAAGCUACAAUAUUUUAGCUGAAAUGUAUGCUAGAUCCGAUUUGGCACGUACCGGAUUAUUUGCACAUUGUCCGGAGGAUUUCAUUAUCUCCGCCUACCGAUUACCUUUGAUUCUACGGGAAUUAUUUUCAUAUCAAUCAGAUAUCAUUUGUCUUCAAGAAGUAGAUCGAUGGGUUUACGACAAACACCUUCUUCAUGCUUUCAAAUACCACCAAAAUAUGGAUGGUUUAUUUCUAGCCAAAAGAGCAGUUCAACCUGAUACUAAUGAUCCACAUAAAGUGAGAACAGAUAUUAAAAAGGAAAAGGAUGAAGGCUGUGCAAUUUUCUAUUCUUCUUCCCGUUUUGAACUUGUUUCACAAUAUGACCUACCGUCAAUACUUCAUUAUGCAUCAACUGUUCCAUUCUUAUCAAUUAUGCUAGAUAAUUUGAAUUCUGAAAAGUUGAAUUCAGCUGGUUCAGAUCAUUCAUUUGGUGAAGAAGAUGUUGGAACACAUAUCCAAAAAUCGUUAUCACAAUGCCUACUCGCAGGAGUCUUCCGAGUGAAGUCAACCAAUUCACAACCGACAUUUUUUAUUGUUUCUAAUACUCACUUCUACUUUCAUCCUUCUGCUAGUGCAAUUCGAGUGAUUCAAGCGCACACAGUACGUCAUCAUCUAUUGAAAAUCGCUAUGCAAUACAAUCAACCAGAUAGCAAUCCAAUACCAAUCAUUUUCUGUGGAGAUAUCAAUCAGUCGCCAGGUUCAGGUCCUUAUACUGCGCUUACUCAAGGUGAUAACUGCUUAUCUCAAGAAAAGACUACCUAUCAGCCUACAUUUGAGUCAGUCUAUGCAAAUAAUCCGCCUGAAUUUACGAAUUGGGUGCCUGGAUUUUACAGUGUUUUAGAUGUAAUACUAUAUAAUACUGAUUCAGAUUUGAGAUGUAUCCGAUUCCUACCAAUCGAUUCAUUGCAUCAGAUGAAACAACGUUUAAUACAACAAGUGAGCGCGGAUGGUCAUCACAUUCCAGAUGAUAGUAAACUAGGUCUUCCGAACGCCUAUUUUCCAAGUGAUCAUGUCGCUCUUGUAGCUGAUUUCUCUUGGGAUUCAUUGAAAUAA
Molecule: messenger RNA, 1989 nt
Organism: Heterobilharzia americana
Lineage: Eukaryota; Metazoa; Platyhelminthes; Trematoda; Strigeidida; Schistosomatidae
Source: the annotation of a GenBank genome assembly